Aureobasidium melanogenum CBS 110374 is the source of this 687-nucleotide messenger RNA. RefSeq lists its product as uncharacterized. The annotation marks the transcript as partial. Lineage: Eukaryota; Fungi; Ascomycota; Dothideomycetes; Dothideales; Saccotheciaceae. Gene Ontology annotation, biological process: protein monoubiquitination; protein polyubiquitination. The record is from RefSeq and is a predicted model, not a curated record. The transcript has a single exon. Gene Ontology annotation, molecular function: ubiquitin protein ligase activity.
UGUGUCAUCUGCCUGGAUACCGUCACCGAACGUGCCGUCGCCGUGCCCUGCAAUCACCUGAACUUCGAUUUUCUCUGUUUAUUGAGCUGGUCUCAAGAACACCCUUCCUGUCCACUAUGCAAGGCUCCAUUGACUGCCAUCGAGUAUGACUGGCGCUCUCCGACAGAUCACAAAGUCUACACCAUUCCUAAGCAAGAAACGCCUAAAACUCCUGCUGUCGCGUCCGCCACAUCUCGCUUUCGUCCACCUCGCCGACGCCCUGCUACUUCGCAUCGUCCGCUAUACACAACCCCAGAUGCCGCUCUAGCUUUCCGUCGUCGCAUCUAUGCAGACCAGAACUACAGCUUGCACGUAGGCACAAACCGUACCUCGCAAUAUCAAAACUUCACACCCGCUACUUUCGCCGCAUCCCCCCCUCUCCAAUCACGCGCUCGCCUCUUUAUGCGUCGUGAGCUACUCGUCUUUGAUUUCUUGGCCGACAACAAUGCCAGACUUGGUUUUCUGAUCGAGUACAUCGUCGCUAUCCUCAAGACAACCGAAAUUAAAGAUGCCUCUGGCUCUGCAAGUGCCUUGGUAGCUGAAUUUUUGAGUCUCAAUGCUGCUUCGCUGUUCUUGCACGAGUUGGAGGCUUGGUUGCGAUCACCAUACGAAAGAUUGGAAGAUUGGGAUCGUCACGUUCAGUAUGCG